Sardina pilchardus (European sardine) is the source of this 5444-nucleotide messenger RNA. RefSeq names its product anosmin 1b (gene anos1b). The record is from RefSeq and is a predicted model, not a curated record. Gene Ontology annotation, molecular function: peptidase inhibitor activity; protein binding. Lineage: Eukaryota; Metazoa; Chordata; Actinopteri; Clupeiformes; Clupeidae. Gene Ontology annotation, cellular component: cell surface; extracellular region. Bases 2272 to 4281 code for a protein of 669 amino acids. Gene Ontology annotation, biological process: neuron differentiation. The transcript has 14 exons.
UGUGUGUGUGUGUGUGUGUGUGUGUGUGUGCGUGCGUGCGUGCGUGCGUGCGUGCGUGCGUGUGUGUGGCAUUUUAACCAUCCAGCAGUAGUUCACAAUCAUAAGAUCUUUAUCCUCACCAUCAGAUGCCUCAUAAUCUUUUCCAGUGUGCUCCUGUCAUAGGUGUGCGCAGGGUUUUGUACAGCAUGUUCACAUAGUAGGAGAAUGCUUCUUAACACCCGCAUGGGGAGAGUAUCAGAGGACAUAGCUGGAUCAAAUCAAAAGUGAAUAUCUUAUCCCUCUUGGGUGUUUUAAUGAUGGAUAUAGUUGACUGCAGUAGAGGCCAGUCGUCAUAGAUGGCAUAGAGUAUUUAAUUUGGCUUGUGUUUCACAGAUAAAUCUAGCUGUCAAAAUACACAUGUUCACUUGUUGUACUGGCUGUUUUUCUUGUAAAUUUACAGUAUAUGUUGUAUAUGCAUCUCAGGCUUGCUUUAGUAAGUGUACAUGUAUUUAAAUCCUUCACGUUUGUUUUUAAAGCAUUUCUACAACAGACUGAAGUUAAAUGACAAACUAUAUGAGUGUCUGCGAAACAAGUGUGUGAGUGUGAGAGAGAAAGAGAGGGAGACAACAGAGAGGAGGAGGAAGAGAGAACACUGUAAUUUUCCCACUAUUAAUAGUUUACUUUAAGUAACGCGAGAAGGGUGACAUCGGAAAAUAUGAGAUCCUUUUGUCUUGCGGUUGCUGUGGAUCACCAAAAAUAUGUGCCCAAUUAUCUGAAAAAAAGGAAAACCCAUUGUCAUCUCAUCAAUCAAUGGCAAAUACGUCACACAAAAGUAUAACUUCCUUGUCCCUGCCAGUACUGUGCACUUUGUGUCAGAUUGUGGCUGAAGUCGCCAUGACAAUGUAGAUGUUACUGUAAUUACACAGGCAUGCAAUAAAGUUAAUACUCUAGCUCACAAGUCAUUCCUCAUCAUUAUGCACUAUCCUGAACUGAAUGUCUGCAUUAGUUUGGGUUCUAGCAGCUAAAACGACAGCCCUCCCCUCGCCUACACCCAGGAAAAGGAAUCAAUCAACCAUCUGCAGGCUGCCUAUAAAUAAAAUCAGAACUUCAGAAAUGCUGCAGGAAUGUCUUGGACAUUUCCCUCAGAAGUCAAUGGUAGUUCUUUUUCAGUCCAGAACACUUAAAUAUUUUGUAAAAGGGGACAUAUUUACACAACCUUGCCCCUUUGUCUAGAUCUGAGAGGCGUGUAGGAACCCGGUUCUGCUUUCAGCUGGCAAGCGCUCAAAUAAAGCAGCGCCUGUUUUCUGGGAGACCCCUGUUCCCCUGACUCUCCUAAGGGGCUCUGCAAACUGGGAGGGUCAUCAUUAUUACAGCACCCCCCAUUUCAGUGACUCAGUAACUCCCCAUUUAUACACUUUAGAAGUCCAACCAAGUGCAGCGCACUAUUUGUGCAAAUCACCUGGAGCACAUGCAUCCUGCGACCUCAAAUAGGCCACAGGCUAUCCUCUUGCCCCUAAUUUGAGGCACUCUUUUACAAGCCACGGCUUUCCACAUUUUCUCACUCUCUCCACUUAUCUUUUGAAUGGAUCAAUGCCUCCAUCCUCUCCUUUUGGAAAUUCAUGUAUCCAAAUUGCCUGCAGACCCACAGGAAAAAUACACAUUUAGCCAUAGUGCCUUCAUAUUCCUCAACCAGAGCCAAGGUUUUUCCGCACCCCGCACCCCGCAGUAUGCCACAAAAAUAUGUAUAAAAUGGCAUUUACUUCAGACAUUAAUAAAACUUAUUCGGUCGUCCAGAGACAAAUAAUACCACACCAAUGGAACUGGAUUUUUUUUUUUCAACUUCAACUAAAUUGUAAACUUUUUUCUCUUUCCUCUGCUGCUCGUUUUCAUAAUGAUAUCCUACAAUAAAAGUUUAACUAUGAUCAGUACAUUCAAAAUACUUACAUGGAAAUCUUAAUUAUGCGAGCCACGACUGCAUUUAAAAGUAAUUGAAUUAUUUGUAAUAGGUCUGACCUUGUUGGCACCAUGUAGCAGUUCAAAAAUAGAAUAUACAACGGCGCUCGCCUUUGGCAAGUGAUAAAGUGCCACACGUGCAAGCAUGGGGGAGUGUCUGGGAAGAAAGUGCUCUAGUAGUGUCACAGAGAGGGAGAGAGAGCGCGCGUAACAGUACGGCAGCUCAAACCUGAUUCUCUAACUAUUCAAACGGGAUUUACACGGACUAACACAGACUCAUAACGCCCUUAACAAAAUAAAAUAAAAAUAUAAACAAACUAAAGGGGUUCUAGGUUAACUAUGAAAAUGUUAUAUUGGCAGCUUGCCACUGUCGUGGUGUGGUGCUUGAUAGGGUUUGCUAUCGGACGGAGAGCUGGUGCUGAAGACGGCGACAAUCUCGAGAAAACAAACAGCGCGCGAUGCACCUCGCGAUGUCUGACUCUCCACAUGACACAGCUGACGGCUUCAUUCAAACAUCUUCAGAGUGACAGUGUCCUGAGCUGGUGUGAGAGUCACCGUCGAUGCUCACAGUGCCUACAGCCGUGCAAGGAGUUAUGGGAAUCGGGACGUGGUCUUUCAGAGAAGUCCUGUGAGCACCAUGAGUGUGUGACCAGUGCUGAGUUCCUGCUCUCGCUGCGCUCUCAGAAGCAGGGCGACUGCCCGUCUCCUCAAAGGGCCUCCGGCUUCGCCGCCGCCUGCGUGGAGAGCUGCAACGCCGAUAAGGAAUGUUCCGGCUCCAAGAAGUGCUGCCCCAAUGGCUGCGGACACACCUGCCAGACCCCAACAAACCUCUUCAAGGGUGUUCCACUGAAGCCAAAGAAGGACAUGUCCUUCUCAGAGGACCAUUCGGGACAUCUGGAGGUGAAGUGGAUGUCCAAGUUUAACGUGUCCAUCGAGCCUGUCCUGUACGUCCUGCAGAGGAGGUGGAACUACGGCAUCCACCCGAGCGAGGACGAGGCCUCGUCCUGGCAAACCGUUCUCAUGACCAUAGAGGAGCGGGCAGUGCUGAAAGACGUCCGACCCCACAGGUGGUACCAGUUCAGAGUGAGCGCGGUCAACAGCCAGGGCACACGGGGCUUCACCACCCCCAGCAAGCACUUCUUCUCCUCCAGAGAUCCCUUCCCACCGGAGGCUCCCCAGAACCUGCGGACAGGGAACUUCACCGCCCGGCCCGACGGCACCGUCAGUGUGCCCCUGCGCUGGGACACUGCGCCCGAGGGUGACCUGCCCGUCCACCACUACAGGGUCAGCUGGAGCGUCCGCGGGGCCCAGCGCCUCGGCCACAGUCGCCGGGAAAACGCCAGGGUCACUGACGGGGCUGCAACAGAAUUGGAGCUCCCUGGACUGCAGCCCAACGUUGUUCAUCAGGUCCAAGUGCAGGCCAUAGCCUAUUGGGGUCAGAAGCGGCUGAAGAGUCCCAGAGCUCUGCUAUCCUUCACUCCAACAUCAACAGCUUCCUCGACAGCCCCAGGCCAGGGCCACUUCACUGGGGAGUUCUCCAACGAGCUGCCCCUCUCACACUCCUCACCCAGCAUUGUGAGGCUGGAGGCAGCCGCCCCGCACUACCACGACAACCAGCUGCAGGUCAAGGUUUUCUGGAAGAGCCGGCACCAAGAAGAGGAGCAGAAGGAGACUCCGUCUUAUUCGUUGAGAUGGUAUCCAGAAGUAUGCACCAACAAUGUCACAAAGAGGGAGAAAAAAGCCACUGUUCAGGGAACCCAUUUUGUGAUCACCGGCCUGCUCUUUGCGUGCAAGUACCGCGUGGCAGUGAUGCCCCUAUCUGGGGCUCCGAGGUCAGAGGCCGUUACCUCGGUAACCACCCCGCAGUGCUUGUCCCUAAAAGGCAGAGGGAAGAAGUUCAUCCCCUGUGCCAGAGACGACCACCACCCAGUGGUCAGGAAGACACAGCUCCGGCCAGAGAAGCUCGGCGUGGAAUUCCAGGCAGUUAACGGCUCACUGCGGGGCGUGUUCAGCUGGCAGGUGUCCCAGGCGGCCCCGGGCCAGGCCCCCAUCACCGGCUUCCAGAUCUCCUGGGCGCGGGUCUCAAGCAGCCACGGCAGCAGCAGCAGCAGCAGCAGCAAUGGAGACGCCGUGGCCUCCACGACAGACGAGGCCAUCUCCCAGACCCAGACCCAGACCCUGCCUCCAGACCAGUUCUCGUUCACAGUGGACGCGCUGCAGUCCAACAGCGUGUACAAGGUGCAGGUCCAAGUGCUGUCAGCAGGGGGCAGCGGUCCCUCCGUGGCCCGAACGCUCCACACCCCACAGCUCCCCGCCUCCACCUCCACCUCCACCUCCACCCAGCUAUGAGGUGCUUCCCCGUCCCCACUUCAGCUGCUCCUUGCCUACGGUCCCUGUGAGAGUACCACUACAGUCCCUUCCCCCCACGCACCUGAACGUCACCCAACCCUUACCACAGCGGCCCAGCACUCCAGCAUAUAUCACUUUGCCAGUGGCAACAUUGCAUGACAGAUCCAAUGACUUUAUGUGGAAAAUCUAGAUAAUCCUGGACCUAAAACAUAGCCUGGCAGUUAAUAUGUAUUGAAGGUGUUUUAGAAACGUGUAGGUAUAAAUCAUUUAUGUUAUUAUCUUCUUUUAUUUUAUAUAAAUAUCUGUAAAAAAUAAGUAGCACUGAUGUAUGUAGGUCUAUUGUAAGUGUCAUUUGAUUUUUUUGUUAUAUUUCCUCAUAUAAAAAAUGUUUGGUCCUCUAUAUUUUUUUAUGAUGACUACAACUUCGCACGUGAAUCUGUCAGUUAUGUUUUUAGUUUUACAGGUAAAUGUCAUAAGUUAUUUUUAACACCACACAUUUUUCAGUUAACUUUUUUUUUUGUAAUUCUGGAAAGAAUCUUCACUUCAUCCCUUCUUAUUUAUUGUGACGUACUAAGAGUGGAAUGUAUGUUUUCGCACGUUGUGUAAGCAACGGUAAGCUGCAGCACAGUUCAGUACAUUGUAUUCAUAGCGAGGCCCUAGUAGUCUGCUUUGGGGUUGUGGGAGAAUUAUUGCCAAGGGUCAGUUGAUAGUGGAAUCCUAAUGACAGAUACUGAUACUGAAGUGAGACCCUUUCUUAUUAUUCUCUCCAGUGGAGUCAGAACUCCUCAUGUGACUCCAGGAUUGCUCGUCUCUGAAGAGCUGAGGAGGAUUUCAUUUCAGGGGCUCUUGGCUCACGAGUGGCUAUCUUAGGAGAGGGACUUCAGCUUUGAUCAGGGCCCUCCUUUUUCACUCUCAACACUAUUGAAGAUAGAGGAAAUCCGUUCUGCUCCUCUGGGCUUCAUUAUGAGUGAGGAGGCUCAUGUGUUGUAAGUUGUUUCUGGUGUAAACACUGUUUCUAGGCUGGCAAAGCUUCAGCCAUGUUGCGGUGUUUCAUUGUGGCAGGCCACUUGUGGCCGUUUUGUAUCGUAGCAUAUUAUACUCUGUAAAUAUUGUACUUGAUGUUGUGUAAACAAAUGUAUGUCCCUGUCAUGAAUAAAAUCUAA